CGACACGUAAACAAACCACCCUGAGAGUCCCGGACGGCAAGGUGGCAUCCCAGCCUCUUUUUUCAUGUGAAACUGAUUUAUUUUCACCCACCAUUGAGGGAGUGUGGUUCCAUUUUACAAUUUGGGAUGAGGUGGACGUGCUCAAGUCGUACCGUGAGGAUACGGCACGGUGAACUCGUACGGUACGUGUUUAUAGCCUUGAUCAAUGAUCAGUUGAGCCACUGAUCAAUGUAAACUGGCAUCAGAUAACUAUGGUCACCGACGAUUGAGAGUAAAGUUAAUUUGCUGUCAGUGGCUGCAUGACUGAUCAUGGAUUCUGGAAUACGUAGAACAAAGUUUGUUAACACCAGUCAUAUGAAUGGAGAAGAAACAGAAAGAGCAACCCCAGAGCCGGCUAAUCAGACGUACGUGGCAGGGUCAUUGAAAGGAGAGAACUUUAUGAACGCAGAGGAGGUGGCUUCUACUGACGGCAUAAGAAAUUUAAGGAAUGUGAUGGAAGUAAGUGAGACUGAAGGUAAACGAGCAUAUAUUUGUAGAAAAGGCAGACCUCCAAUCCAUGAUGAGAAAGUUUCGGUACCACCAGAGGGUUUCCCAGAGUCUGCGCUCCAACCGGAAGAAAUCGUAGAUGCUAGUGUUACAACAGAUUCUUUUGAAAGUAAAUUGCAUUAUUUAAGUGAUGUCAGUAGUGGGAUAGAAACUGUGGGUCAGAGCUUCCCAGGCAGUGAUUCUACUAUAGAAAAAAUUGAAUCACAGGCAGGUAAUGCUGAAAAUGGAGACAGUUCGACAAGGGAUGGGAUGACCUUACCUGAUGGUGAUUCCAUUACUCUGAGUGAACGGGGCGAAUGUGAAAGUGCUGAGAAUGCACUGGAAAGCACAGAGGAAGAUGACAAAGAAGAGGAGGAAACCGAGUGGCCAAGUGAAGUCUUCCACAUGUACAUGCUUGGAAAGAUAUGUAGAAUAUGUGCCGAAAUGACGGUGGUAUUUGAUGGGCCAAGGAAAGGCGUUCCUAAACUGGAGAUGGUUAGGCACGUGAAGAAGAUAUGGAAGGUAGAUUUAUCUGAUGAAGAUUCCAACAGGUACCCAGUAAAUGUAUGUGUUCAUUGUGAGAGGAAAAUCAAAAGACUCUACCUGAAAGUGUCCAAGAAAAAGAAAUGUGAAAUGUUCCGCACUGAGCCGGCAUCUUUUGAGCCCCACAGGGAUCAAGAUUGUCCCGUAUGCAUGCUGAGGGAUGCAGACGUUGAAGCCCAGACGCAAAGCAAAGCUGAGGAGAAAGAGAAGAAGUCGCCGGACGAUAAUGCCGAGGCCAAAGCCGCUUCAGAACCGAGGAGGAAUCCGGCCCGCAAACGAGGGUGGCCGGAUCAAGAGCCUCCGUAUAGGUCCGUUGGAUGCCAAACAGGUUGGGAGACAUUUCAGGAUGUUGCAACUGGCCUUGAAGAACACGACUACACCCAGGACGACACCCUCGACCAGUAUCUCAUGCUGCCCAAAAAAUUAAGUGGCAGGACCCCAUAUCACAAACAGCCUCUAUGUGCAGUAAAUACCAAGUACAUCAGGCAAGGGCGGCUGAAACCAUUGAUAUCUCACAUCGAUAGGUAUUGUCAGUCCCAUAAAGAGAACAAAGUGGAAGCCAUGUUCUUUCUGCUGAUGCAGGCGCUGAGGGACGUUGGGGACCGUUCGAGGGAGAAUGCCAUCGUUGACAUAUGGACAAGGAAAGGGUCCAUGGGGACUUCUCUGACAGGGGAGGAGUGUCUUGCCAAGCGUAUCCUUCUGAAGCAGACGAAAGAUCAGUAUCGCAAGGAAUACAGAUACUACAAAGAGAAAUUGGAUAAACCAGUUUUAAAGCCUCCUUUAAUUGUUGACAGGUUAGAAAAGACUUAUUUUCCGGAGCAUCUUGAGUACUACAUCACUGACGGGGAGACCGGGCCCGUUAUUUAUCAGCACGAGAAGCAGAAUGAUCCUUCUUAUUUCGCUCUCCAUGAAUCGGUAGAGAGCAACAAAGUCGAUGGAGUCAUGGGCGUGCGGUGGCGAUAUUUUGAUGCCGUUGCAAAGACUCUGGAGGAGCUCGUGUAUACAAUGGAUCCGUUUGUGCACGAACUGAACGAGAACGCCUGCAUACAAGUUGAUUUAUCAGACUACUGUGAAGAAAAGAAGGACAUGACGUAUCUAACUGACAAAAAUGACGCCAGUCUUGACAGCAAGAGGCAGCAGGGUAAAAUGAUCACGUACCUCUUUUGCAUUCAGUCGCUGCAAGCCAUCACAGAACAGACGGUGAAGUGGAUGCCCAGUGAAGAUGUCAGCAUUUGUAGACCUCUGAUGAAAGCGCUCGUAACAGACGGGAGCGCCCUGCGUUCGUCGCUGCUGAUGAUUGAGGAAGAGCGCAACAAGAUGGCAGGGAAGUACUUUCACGUGACCUCGCAGAAUGGGACCCCGCUUCGAUUUGUCGUUUUCUUCAGCAACGAUGCGCCUGAAGUGAGAAGGGAUUACAGAAAUCUAACUGGACUUUCAAUGUCGUCUUUCAAGAAGGCCCCCACCGUCAUCAGUCGCUAUGGAAACUUAUGUCAGGAGCUGAAACGGAGCUGGCUGGCCUCCAGCCCUCGGCUCAGUCACGUUGGACGAGUCACAAAUUCAAGAACCAGGUGCAGGAGAUGUGGAGAGCACGGCCAUAAUGUCAGGAAGUGUUCGAAGCCCUCGCUCGAUAACAUGGAUGGAAGCAAAGUUGUUCAGCACAAGAGGCAGAAGAAGCUACGUGCAGUUCCUGUCGAUGCUUACACAGUUUCCUCCAGCAAUAUGGGACUUGUCCCAGCCGGAGCACAGCCGCAGCACAUACCGCAGGAACAGUCGUUACAGCAGCUCAAACAGGAACAACAAGAGUCCUUGGUGCAGAUGACAUCAGUCCCCGCCAACAUCACCCAGAACAACUCUGCCAUCAGGAGUGAGGACCAGCUGCUCUGGGCCUGUCCCGGUAUCACCAACGCUCCCCAGAACAGUACUCAUCAGUCUCAGAACACUCAGGUGUUGAUACCUUGUUCGAGCUCAGAAUUCCAGUCCAUGCCUCAUCGCACACUCAUUCAGGGUUCCCAGGGAGCGUCGCCUCCCGUCUACGUCUGGACGUACGCCGUGGUGCAGCCGCAGACUGGCUCGGUAGUCCAGCAGCAGCAGCAGCCUGUUUCUCAUCAGCUGUCAUCGAUACACCAGCAACCAGCCCCAGCAACAGCAACAGCAGAUGACAGUCAUUCAUCAGCAGCAGCAGCGGGUCAGCAGCAACUUCAGCCGUUAUCUGUGAUUCACCAGCAAGCUCUGUCAGUGGGACGCGAGCACGAACCCAGAGGUCCGUCGCACGACGUGCAACAGCUCGGCAUAAUCCACCAGACAAACAACGGACUGCAAGCCGUGGAGGCAUCGCAGCAGCAGCUGACGACGAUGGGCCACCAAUCGGCCAGUGCUCAACAACAACAGAUGUCACCCUUCGCUCCAUCAGCAGCAAGCAGC
Macrobrachium nipponense is the source of this 3489-nucleotide messenger RNA. RefSeq lists its product as uncharacterized. Gene Ontology annotation, molecular function: zinc ion binding; double-stranded DNA endonuclease activity; sequence-specific DNA binding. The transcript has 5 exons. Gene Ontology annotation, biological process: V(D)J recombination; adaptive immune response; pre-B cell allelic exclusion. Lineage: Eukaryota; Metazoa; Arthropoda; Malacostraca; Decapoda; Palaemonidae. Gene Ontology annotation, cellular component: DNA recombinase complex; nucleus; endodeoxyribonuclease complex. The annotation marks the transcript as partial. The record is from RefSeq and is a predicted model, not a curated record.